AUGCAGUCCCUGCAAUCAUUUGCUUUCAUUUUAAUAUUUGUAAUUCUUGCAUUUGAUGUUUGUGAAUCUGAUGAUUGUAGCAAUCCCUUGAAGAGCAUUAGUGUUAGUCAAUCAGGCAAAGCAAAUUUCAAAACAAUUCAAAGUGCCAUUGAUUUUGUCCCUGCAGGAAACUCUCAAUGGAUUCAUAUCCAAAUAUCCUCUGGUGUUUACAAAGAGCAAGUAUUAAUUCCAAAAAACAAACCAUGCAUUUAUCUUGAAGGAGCUGGUAGCAAGUCCACAAGUAUAGAAUGGGGCUCUCAUGAAAAUGCUACUUUCGAUAUAAAAGCAAGCAAUACUGCUGCAAAGGGAAUAACUUUUACGAAUACAUUGAACAUGCCAGUAUUAUUAGACGUGAUUAACGUUGUACAAGCCAAAGCUGCGAAAAUCCAUGCAGAUAAAUGUGCUUUCUAUAGCUGUUCUUUUCUUGGGGUGCAAAAAUAUGUUUUGUGUGAAUCUUGCAGGCUGCUAGGUAUGCGUAGCUUGGACCAAAUGGUAGUCAAGGAAGGAUCAUGGUCCUAG
Molecule: messenger RNA, 558 nt
Organism: Vicia faba (fava bean)
Lineage: Eukaryota; Viridiplantae; Streptophyta; Magnoliopsida; Fabales; Fabaceae
Source: the annotation of a GenBank genome assembly